AAUUCGAAGGGUGCAGUCAUAAAGAAUCCCUAUUUCCAGGAACCUGACGGCUCGUCCAUUUGCCUCUUUGUGGACGUUGUACCCACGUGUUUCUGCGUCUUGUUCAUCGUGUUUCCUUUGAUUGUCGUCAUUGAACGCUCGAUUGCCACCGAGAAAGUACGCGGUUAUGAGACGUUUCACUUUCCAUCGGGAAUGAUGCGACUCUGCAUGAUAUUUAAAAAUCAACGCCACGAGGUCGAGUCUGUGACGAGCGAGAGAAGUCGGUACACCCUUUCGCAUCGAUUUCAACUUCGUGAAAAUUCACGGACAUGUUCGUUCCUCGUCUCACUGCAUGGACUGAUAUGCCUGUGCUUUCUCGCCUUCAGUCUUGUCGAUCUUGCUGUCGCUGAUGUCGGCAACACUAACGACAUCUACAUGCUUCUCUUCAGAAGGGAACUUUCUUACGUGAUUUCACCGCUGUUCACUAUUUUGUUUGCGCUGAAUUUCCUUUGUCGACUUGAUAUUGUCUAUGACAAAGCAAAGAAAUUCGUUCGGGCAAUUUACGGCUAUGAAGAA
Messenger RNA from Ostertagia ostertagi, 555 nucleotides. Lineage: Eukaryota; Metazoa; Nematoda; Chromadorea; Rhabditida; Trichostrongylidae. The record is from the annotation of a GenBank genome assembly.